Phycomyces blakesleeanus NRRL 1555(-) is the source of this 1389-nucleotide messenger RNA. RefSeq lists its product as hypothetical. Bases 1 to 1389 code for a protein of 462 amino acids. The record is from RefSeq and is a predicted model, not a curated record. Lineage: Eukaryota; Fungi; Mucoromycota; Mucoromycetes; Mucorales; Phycomycetaceae. The transcript has 7 exons. Gene Ontology annotation, cellular component: COP9 signalosome.
AUGGCCAAAUUCACUGAAGACCCGCUCUUGGACCUGGCGGUUAAAGAGCGGAAUAUAUUUGAUUUCCUCUUGCGUUCUUUGAUAAUUACUGGUAUCAUUACGACUAUGUCUGAAUCUUUGAUCGGUCACCAGAACCAUCUUGACCUAGAAAGUUACAUCGCCACCUACCAAGGUCAUACGCGUAUUGCUCGAGCUUUGUUUAUUGCCGCCAAAUGUCCUAGUCUCGAGAUUGAUGCUUACCGACUCGCAUUGUCUGAUAUCAAGGAGAUUACAAAUGAUACAACCAAAUAUCUUCAUUGCGUCGACGAAUUGAACAAUGCCUUGAAAAAACAAAACUCUCAUCCGAUGGAGAUUGAUACCGAAUGGGUGAAAUCCACUCAAAUUAGCAAUAAGAAAACAAUGGAACAGCUUCAGUCCGAGCUUAGAACAUACAAAGCUGGACUGAUUAGCGAGAGCAUUCGAGUUACCCAGACUCGUAUGGGCGAUUUUUACUAUGCAUGCGGUGAUAUCCCAAACGCGUUGAAAAGCUAUCAUCGAGUACGAGAGCACUGCGCGUCCAAUAAGCAUGUUAUUGAAAUGUGCUUUAAUGUCAUAAAGGCAAAUAUAACGGCCAACAACUUUGCUAGUGUCCGCACAUACAUUGCACGCGCUGAAACAACCCCAGAUUUGCCAAAUAAGACUAUUACACUUGCCAAACUCAAAUGUUGUAACGCACUUUUCCUUUUGUCAGCCGAAGAAGACGCCAAAUACGGCACAGUCGCCAAGGCUUUGACUGAAAUCCCAGCAGAAGCAAAUGGGUCAUUUAGCGAUAUUAUAUCACCCAACGAUGUAGCUAUAUAUGGUGGUCUAUGCGCUCUUGCAUCUUUUGACAGAAGCCAAUUGAGAUCCCUGAUGGUAAACCAGGGAUUUAGAAGUUAUCUUGAGCUAGAACCUCAGAUCCGUGAUAUUAUCGAGGCCUUCCAGGAUUCUAAAUAUUCUGCUUGCUUUGAUCUUUUGAGCAGUUACCGGAAUGAUUUGUUGCUAGAUAUGUAUUUGAAUCCGCAUGUCGAUAUACUCUUUGGUCACAUAAAAGAAAAGGCCAUGGUCCAAUACUGUGCACCAUAUUCGACUGUAGACAUGCGUCGGAUGGCGAACAUAUUCAAGAUGAGUGUUGACAGUCUUGAAGAUGAUCUGGUCUCUCUCAUUGGGGACAGCGACAGAAUAUCAGCUCGUAUCGACAGUUACGAGAAGAUCCUUUAUACAGUCCGUCCUGAAUCUCGUAAUCAGGCUUUUAAGCGCUCGCUACGAGCUGGAAAAGAGUAUGAAAGGUCAACAAAGGCUCUAAUGCUUCAUCUGAAUCUUGUCAGCAAAGAAUUGUGCUCAGGAGGGGCCGAAAGUAGUAUUAAUUAG